This is a messenger RNA of Tachyglossus aculeatus (Australian echidna), 2964 nucleotides long. RefSeq names its product tyrosine-protein kinase ZAP-70. The record is from RefSeq and is a predicted model, not a curated record. Gene Ontology annotation, biological process: protein phosphorylation; cell differentiation; intracellular signal transduction. The transcript has 13 exons. Bases 224 to 2059 code for a protein of 611 amino acids. NCBI's taxonomy places the organism in Eukaryota, Metazoa, Chordata, Mammalia, Monotremata, Tachyglossidae. Gene Ontology annotation, cellular component: cytoplasm; extrinsic component of cytoplasmic side of plasma membrane. Gene Ontology annotation, molecular function: signaling receptor binding; non-membrane spanning protein tyrosine kinase activity; ATP binding.
AACUCCUCUGGCACCACUGACUCCAGCGCCUGGUCUUCCUUCACCCUCAGAAUUCGACUCACCUCUGGCUUCCCUCUCCCAGUAGCUGUGGCCCGGAGCCCCCAAAGGACCCCAAGGAAACACCGGACAGGACGGCAGGCGAGGAGCUCAGGAUCACCAGUCUCGCCCAGCCUUUCGCUCUCCCUUUCCCACUCCCAACGGGGAGCUUGGCAGUGCGACUGAGAUGCCAGAUGCCGCGGCACACCUGCCCUUCUUCUAUGGCAGCAUCUCCCGGGCAGAGGCCGAGGAGUACCUGAAGCUGGCGGGCAUGGCAGACGGGCUCUUCCUGCUGCGCCAGUGCCUGCGAAGCCUGGGCGGCUACGUGCUGUCCCUGGUGCAUGACCUGCGCUUCCACCAUUACCCCAUCGAGCGCCAGCUCAACGGAACCUACGCCAUUGCGGGCGGAAAGGCACACUGUGGCCCCGCCGAGCUCUGUGAGUUCUACUCCCGGGACGCCGAUGGGCUCUGCUGCACCCUGCGCAAGCCCUGCAACAGGCCCAGUGGCCUGGAACCCCAGGCUGGCGUCUUCGACAGCCUUCGCGAGACCAUGGUGCGCGACUACGUCCGGCAGACCUGGAAGCUUGAGGGGGAAGCGCUGGAGCAAGCCAUCAUCAGCCAAGCUCCCCAGGUGGAGAAGUUGAUUGCCACCACAGCCCAUGAACGGAUGCCUUGGUACCAUAAUGCCAUUUCUCGGGACGAGGCCGAGCGCAUGCUCUUCAGUGGCUCCCAGCCGGAUGGCAAGUUCCUGCUGCGGCCCAGAAAGGAGCAGGGCACCUAUGCCCUGUCUCUCAUUUAUGGGAAGACGGUGUAUCACUACCUCAUCACCCAGGACAAGGCUGGUAAAUACUGCAUCCCCGAGGGCACCAAGUUUGACACACUAUGGCAGCUGGUGGAGUACCUGAAGCUCAAGGCUGAUGGGCUCAUCUACUGCCUGAAGGAGAGCUGUCCCAAUGCCAGUGUGCCCACGGGGACUGCAGCCCCCACCCUCCCAGCCCAUCCCUCCAUGCCGAGACGGAUUGACACUCUCAACUCAGAUGGCUACACCCCGGAGCCAGGUGAGGCUGGGGAGAAGUCUCGGAUCCUGCCCAUGGACACCAGUGUGUACGAGAGCCCCUACAGCGACCCCGAGGAGCUCAAGGACAAGAAGCUUUUCCUGAAGCGGGAGAAUCUGAUGAUGGAUGAGGUGGAGCUGGGCUCUGGCAACUUUGGCUGUGUCCGCAAGGGCGUCUACAAGAUGAGGAAGAAGCAAAUCGAUGUGGCCAUCAAGGUGCUGAAGAGUGGGAAUGAGAAGGCAGAGAAGGAGGAGAUGAUGAAAGAGGCCCAGAUCAUGCACCAGCUGGACAACCCCUACAUUGUGCGCAUCAUCGGCGUGUGCCGGGCCGAGGCCCUGAUGCUGGUCAUGGAGAUGGCCCUGGGGGGCCCCCUGCACAAAUUCCUCAGCAGCAAGAAAGAGGAGAUCCCAGUGAGCAAUGUGGUGGAGCUGAUGCACCAAGUGUCCAUGGGCAUGAAGUAUCUGGAGGAGAAGAACUUUGUGCACCGGGACCUAGCAGCCCGCAAUGUGCUAUUGGUCAACCAGCAUUACGCCAAGAUCAGUGACUUUGGCCUCUCCAAGGCCCUGGGGGCUGAUGACAGCUACUAUACCGCCCGCUCAGCAGGGAAGUGGCCCCUCAAGUGGUACGCGCCAGAGUGCAUCAACUUCCGCAAGUUCUCCAGCCGCAGUGAUGUGUGGAGCUAUGGGAUCACCAUGUGGGAGGCCUUCACCUAUGGCCAGAAACCCUACAAGAAGAUGAAGGGCCCAGAGGUGAUCAGUUUUGUCGAGCAGGGCAAGCGUCUGGAACGCCCGACUGAUUGCCCCCCUGAGAUGUACACUCUCAUGAAUGAUUGCUGGAUCUACAAGUGGGAGGACCGUCCAGACUUCUCAAUGGUGGAGACCCGUAUCCGCACUUAUUACUACAGCAUUGCCAGCAAGGCCGAUCUAGCCACCUCUCCAGUCCAGGGGGCAGAAGCUGCAUGUGCUUGACCUCUGCCACGAGUCUCUCCCUGGCCCCUCUGCCCUGACCCUUCCAGAGAAGUUCUUCCACCUUUCUCCUUCCCCAUGUUCCGGCCUCUUUCAGACACACCUCAGCCCCUACCCAAAAUACGCCCAGUGCUCCCCUCCUGGCAGGAAGCCUUGCAGAACACCUCCCCUCUUGCCCCCAUCCCCGGUCCCUUCCAGCUUCUCCUUCGCAGCCUGAGUUAUGCCAGCUCUGCCUCCCUGUUCUGUUCUCUUCAAGCCCACGGCCUGGCUGUGUGAGGAAUUUAGGAUGGGGAGAAAGAGUGGAGAAGCAGGGGAAUGAGGGGGCACCCCGCUCCCCAAGUGUCCAGAGGGUGGUCCCCAGGGCCUGCUGAGAUCUUGGGGCAGAAUGGACCAAAACUGCACCUUGUCCUUGGCUAAAUCACCAGUGCCAGGCUGUAUCUCAAAACCUUAGCAUCAGAGCUCCUUUGCCAUUCUGGGAUGCCAUAGGAGGGAGCACGUGGCUGGCCGCCGUUACCUGGACCACAAGACGAGCCUCCCCCAUCCCAUGGCUCCCACUCCUACAAGAUUGGCCUCAGAGCCAGGAUGAGGCUGGGUCAGGUGGAAUCACCUCUCAGAGCCACGUGGCUGGCUCAGUUCCUCUCAGGGGUUUCCCCUCCAUCCGCUACUGCCGCCGCCCAAACUGCUUGGACUCCAUCCCGGCCAGACGCCAAGGGGCCCCAGGAAAGGUAGGCAGUAAAGACAGCCAGGCAGGCCUGGAGGCAGGGAGCCUCUGGCCCCACUUAUAACUCCUCCGCACAGUCCAAGGGCUCCCAGCCUGCACUUCAGUUCUGCUGCAACAACUCUGAAGCUGACAACCGUUAGGCUAGCCAUUGAGAUAGCAUGAGCCAAAAUAAAUGGAAUCAUCUUGA